AUGCCCAACAUUUUCUCCGAGGCCGUGCCGUUUAGCGUCUCCUACGCUCGUACUGAGCCACAGAGCCACUUAGAUGGACAGUACAUAGCGAUUAUCGACAAGUACGAAAAGCCCUGGUCCAUCAAGUCCGCGACCGGUCCUGCUAGUAAGUUCCAAGAGCUACCGGAGAUUGGUUGGUUGAAGCUGUGCGAGAUUUUCAAUGGGUCUCUUUCUAAAGGCAUAGUGAAAGUCCGCAUACUGCUGUCACCACACGUCAAGCUACUAUGGACCGGUAUAAGAGUACACGACCUGAGCAUCCCGAUCACGGUCAAGAAGACUCAUAUCCCCUACAAGCUGGCCAACAGCGGCGGCGUCUUUUCCAACUGUGACGGGAAGCGGUCCGUUAUUCACCAGACGGGCGGCGAAAGCCUGAGCGUGUGCGCAUCAACCAAUAGCAGCGGCGAGGAUUGUGCCUCCCCCGACGUCUGCGGAUACGAUUCGGGAGACCUAGAGACCGUCAAGAAGGCAUUGUUCAUUGUGUAG
Molecule: messenger RNA, 522 nt
Organism: Colletotrichum navitas
Lineage: Eukaryota; Fungi; Ascomycota; Sordariomycetes; Glomerellales; Glomerellaceae
Exons: 2
Coding region: 1-522 (173 amino acids)
Source: RefSeq, a predicted model, not a curated record